AUGGCACGGGCUAGGAUGUGCGGGCUGCUGCUCACGCUCACCCUCUCCGCCGCUUUGUUAGCUUCCUGCCCGCAUUUCGCGGCGGCGCAAGAAACGCCAUCACCCGCGUUCAAGUUUAGCAAUUACAUGCUCAAGAACUGCCUCGCUCAAACCGACGCGUCGACUAACGGCGUGCGAUCCGCCGACUUCGGCGACAAUUUUGCAUUCGGAGUGACGACGAGCGCGACGCAGGUGGAAGGCAGCACGUCCAAGGACGGCCGCGGGCCGAGCAUCUGGGACGCGUACUCGAUGCUGACCGGCGCCAUCGCCGACGGAUCCAAACCCGCCGAGGCCACUCAGAGCUACGACCGCUACAAGACUGAUGUGAAGUUUCUCAAGGAGAUGGGCGUGAAGAACUACCGCUUCUCCAUUUCGUGGCCGCGAGUUGUGCCAGCGGGUGUGGGUGCGUUGAACGCCGAGGGCAUACGCUUUUACAAUGACUUCAUUAACGAGUUGAAGGAUAACGGCAUCGAGCCCGUGGUUACACUGUACCACUGGGAUCUGCCGUUCCCUCUUGAACGCGACCAGGGGGGCUGGCUCAACGACACCAUUGUGCGAAGUUACGCCAACUACGCCGAAACGUGCUUCCGCAAAUUCGGGGACAGAGUGAAGACAUGGAUUACAUUUGCCGAGCCGCAGCAGAUCGCCGUGCAAGGCUACGGCACAGGAGGCAUGGCUCCAGGCCGCUGCUCGGACCGUACAAUUUGCACCGCGGGAAAUUCGUCCUCUGAGCCUUACAUCGUCGCGCACAACAUUCUGAAAGCGCAUUCGUUGACGGUCCAGAUUUACCGCCAGAAGUACAAGAAGCAGCAGGGCGGUCGGAUCGGCAUUGCGUUGGAUUGCGUGUACCACUACGCGGCUGACGAAACGCGCGCGAGCAAAAACGCGGCGCAGCGGGGGAUGGAAUUCGCGUACGGGUGGUUCGCGGACCCGAUCCCCCGUAACCCCCGAACCGGCAAGUUUGUCGGCGAGCCGACCUCCUCGAAGUGGCUCUACGUGGCUCCCGAGUCCAUGAAGAACAUGCUGCUGUGGAUAAAGAACCGUUACGGCAAAGAUGCAGCUGUAAUCGUUACCGAGAAUGGUGUUAGCGAGUACAACGUGCAGGGGAUCACGAUGGACAAGGCGCUGUGCGACGUGCAGAGGGUUAACUUCCACAAGAGCUACCUUCAAAAUGUUCUGGACGCCAAGAAGAGGUGUGGUUGUUACUCUCCCUCCCCCUGUCACUUUCCCUCCCCCUGUCACUUUCCCUCCCCCUGUCACUUUCCCUCCCCUCUGUCACUCUCCCUCCCCUCUGUCACUCUCCCUCCCCUCUGUCACUCUCCCUCCCCUCUGUCACUCUCCCUCCCCUCUGUCACUCUCCCUCCCCUCUGUCACUCUCCCUCCCCUCUGUCACUCUCCCUCCCCUCUGUCACUCUCCCUCCCCUCUGUCACUCUCCCUCCCCUCUGUCACUCUCCCUCCCCUCUGUCACUCUCCCUCCCCUCUGUCACUCUCCCUCCCCUCUGUCACUCUCCCUCCCCUCUGUCACUCUCCCUCCCCUCUGUCACUCUCCCUCCCCUCUGUCACUCUCCCUCCCCUCUGUCACUCUCCCUCCCCUCUGUCACUCUCCCUCCCCUCUGUCACUCUCCCUCCCCUCUGUCACUCUCCCUCCCCUCUGUCACUCUCCCUCCCCUCUGUCACUCUCCCUCCCCUCUGUCACUCUCCCUCCCCUCUGUCACUCUCCCUCCCCUCUGUCACUCUCCCUCCCCUCUGUCACUCUCCCUCCCCUCUGUCACUCUCCCUCCCCUCUGUCACUCUCCCUUCCUCCUGCCACACCUUCCCUGUCCCUUCCUGCCACUCCCUGCAACCCACUCUCCAUAUCCUUUCCAACCCUGUAUGUAUCAUGUGCAAGACUCGAUGGGACCAUGGACCAUGAUGGAUAA
This is a messenger RNA of Closterium sp. NIES-65, 1959 nucleotides long. The record is from the annotation of a GenBank genome assembly. NCBI's taxonomy places the organism in Eukaryota, Viridiplantae, Streptophyta, Zygnematophyceae, Desmidiales, Closteriaceae.